AUGGCGCAUCGGUUCGUCGACGCCGACCCUACUGGCGAUUGGAGUGCGGAGGCGUGCCGGACGGUGGCGACCGAUCUUACGUCGUCGAUUGAUCUGGGCGACUAUCGCGAUGCCAUCAUCGAGAUAAUCGUAUGGAUGCACUUUGGCGUCACAGAGUUGGGGGAGCGUGUGCAUACAUUGACGGGCCGUGAAUACCAUGCGUCACCCCAACAGUUACUGUCCAUGCUGUAUACGUUCCGUGAUAUUGUACAAGAACAACGUGAGCAGAUUGAGGACCAGCAGCGUUUCCGUCUCGUGGGCUUGGACAAAUUACAGGCGACUGUCGAGCAAGUGGAAGAGUUGCGUGCAUCAUUGGCAAGCAAGCAAGCACGCUUAGAGGCAGCUAAUCAGGAAGCUAAUGAUCGCCUGCAGCGUAUGGUGGAACAGCAACAGGCUGCAGAAAUGGAGCGAGAGGCGUCUCUGGCACUCCAAGAGGCUCUGCAUAAGCAAGAAGCCAUGCUGGAAGAACAGCGUGCGUCUGUGCUGGACGAGCUGGCUGAGGCGGAGCCCGCCGUGUUGCAUGCUCAAGCAGCCGUAAGCAAUAUUAAAAAGCAGCACCUGAGCGAAGUGCGCUCCAUGGCCAACCCGCCAGCGCCUGUCAAGUUGGCCAUGGAGUCUGUGUGUAUUUUGUUGGGUCACUACAUUGAUGGAUGGAAGAGUGUCCAAAGUAUUCUUCGUCGCGAUGAUUUCAUUUCCACGGUGGUACACCUGGAUACAGCACAUGCGCUACCUCGUGCGAUCCGUGAGCGUGUGCGACACGAGUACUUGGAUCGUCGUGAGUACAACUAUGAAGCCAUUCAUCGUGCCAGCACGGCUUGUGGCCCCCUAGCACAGUGGGUGAUGGCGCAAGUACGCUAUGCAGAUAUUUUGGAGCGGAUUGGACCGCUGCGGGAGCGUGUUGCGGCGUUGGAAGACGAGGCUGCCGCCACGCGAGCGGAGGCUGCACAAGCCCAGGAAACGCUGGCAGCCAUUGAGAAGAGUAUUGGUGCCUACAAACGCGAGUAUGCCGACUUAAUUCGCGAGACACAAGCCCUCACUCAUGAAAUGGAAGCUGUACAGAAGCGUGUGCAACGCAGUAUGCAGCUCCUCGAAGGACUUAGCGGAGAGCGAGAGCGUUGGGAGCAAGGGCGCGAAGCGUUUCAAGCACAGAUUCGAACUGUUCUUGGCGACUCGUUACUCUGUGCAGCGAUGAUUGCGUAUGCCGGCUUUUUUGAUCAGGCCUGUCGGACGAUGCUAUGGCACGCAUGGCAAUCGCGGUUGGAAACGCUAGCUAUUCCUGUGCGUACGUCGCUGUCGUUAGCGGAUACGCUAUCGACAGCCGAUGAGCGAGCCGCCUGGCAUGCAAGCGGUUUGCCCGUGGAUGCCCUAAGUAUUGAUAAUGCCGUCAUGUUACAGCGAUGUUCACGUGUGCCGCUUCUCAUCGAUCCAUCAGGGCGCAUCGUGCCCUUUUUGAUGUCGCUCUAUGGUACCGAUGCGGCCCCUGUGAACGUCACAUCGUUCCUUGAUGGUGGAUGUGUGCAAAUGAUCGAGCGGGCUUUGCGGUUUGGGACGACGUUGGUGAUCACGGAAGCCGAGCAUUUGGACUCGAUCUUGCUGCCUGUCCUCAAUCGUGAGAAGCGACAUACAGGGGGUCGUGUGUUGGUCCGUGUAGGGACUUUGGAUGUGGACUGGUCGCCGACGUUCCGACUGGUCCUUGUCACGCGACAUAGUGGUCUUUCCUUGUCGCCAGCGCUUUUUGCGCGUGUGCAGAUUGUCAACUUCACGCUAACGCGCCAGAGUAUGCAGGACCAAGCCCUUGCGCAGCUCUUGCAUGUUGAGCGACCCGACAUGGAAACGCAGCGCUCGUCUCUGUUGGCGACGCAAAAUGAAUUGCAACGUCGUUUGCAGCGGCUGGAGCAGGCGCUCUUGACAGCGCUCAACGAGACGCAGGGCCAUAUCCUGGAAGAUGAGCGUGUGAUCCAGACGCUAGAGACGUUAAAAGCCGAGGUCGACGAUGUCGCAGCGCAAGCAGCGUCGACGACGACGCUUAUGCAGCAGGUGGAGACAAGUACGCAGGCGUACAAACCUCUGGCAGACGCCUGCAGCCACUUGUACUUUACGUUGGAUCUUCUUACGUGUUUGCAUCCCUUUUACCGUUUUGAUCGGCCUUUCUUCCAGCGCAUUUUUGAACGUGUUUUGCGUCUUCCACGCGAAUCCGAGGGCAAUGAGGAAAAGCGCCGAGGGGCCUUGUACGAUGCCCUAUUUACGUACACCUACCUCUAUACGGCGCCGGCGCUCCUGCAAGCGGAUCGCUUGGUCCUUGCCCUUGUGCUAGCGCAACUGUACUGCCGUGCAGGGCCGAAAGCGGGGGCGUUGGAGGGCGAAGAUAUGCAGGCGUUGUUGGACGGGCGUGAGACGCCGACGUUGGCGUGGGCGGCGCAUGAAAAAGCGCGGCAUGCAGCGGAUUGGGACGCGUGGCUCUCGUGCCCCACACCAGAACAGCACCCUGCGCCGUUGCCGGCGAAAGAGGACGAGGUGGAUGCCUUGGUCCGUCAGGCCCUUUUGCUUCGCACAUACCGACCGGAUCGGCUGGAGCCGGCGCUGAUGCAGCUGCUGCGGGCCGUGGUCGGUGUUUCGUGGCUGGAGAUGCCCCUGCCGACGUUGGCCGAGAUCGCCGAGCAUGUCGAUGCUACGACGCCGAUCGCCGUGUGUGGUGUCAGUGGCUACGAUGCCUCGGCAGCGGUCGAAGCUUGUGCGGUAUCACAACAGCAAGCUUGCACAGCCAUCAUGCUGGGUACGCACGAUGCUCAUGCCCAGGCUGAUGCCGCGCUUUCCUCUGCAUCCAAGGCCGGCACGUGGGUCCUCCUUCAAAAUGCUCACUUGGCGCCUACAUGGAUCGCCGAUGUCCCUUCGCGCCUCGCAACGUGGCAGUCCGAUCCUCACAGCCGCAUAUGGAUGACAUGUGAACUGACGCCCUCGGUGCCAACCGCGUUGAUGGAUGCAGCGCAGGUGGUAAUGUACGAGCCGCCUGCUGGCCUCAAGGCGGGUCUGCUCACAGCCUGGCAUGCGCUGCAAGCGCGGCCUACCACGCCUGGGCCGAUGGAGAGAGAACGUGUAUACAUGUUGGUCAGUGUGGUGCAUACGAUCGCCUUGGAACGUACGCGCCACGCUCCCUUAGGCUGGUCACAAGCGUACGAGUUUUUCGACACAGAUUUAGAGGCGGCAUGGCAAGCGGUCGAUACGUGCCUGGCUGCGGCCAUGACGCAUGCGGCACAGUCGCAUCUAGCCCCGGACGACAUUCCAUGGGAUGCGCUGCAGACGUUGUUGGCGCAGGGAGUGUAUGGAGGACGAAUGGAAACCGAUGUGGACCGGCGUAUGCUGGAUGCGUUGCUGGGCCAUGUGCUAUGUGAGGAAGCGUUUGCCUCAGAGUUUGUCAUAGCACCGCAUGCGACGCAGCCAUGGAUCGCGCCGGACGGUGGGAAGCGCGCCACAUGGCACGCGUGGAUCCAAGCAUUGCCAGAGCCCCAGCCUGUGCACUGGCUCCUCCUCGCGCCCGCGGCCGAGCGGGCCGUGGCUGCCACGGCAGCGAUGCGUGCUUUGGAGCGUGUCGCGGAGGUCCAACGACGAGCUGCGCGAGCGUGGUCGUGGGAAAAAGACGUGGACCAACCUGUGGCCACCACGACCACGACUACAGCGCCUGCACCUGUCGUCGCUGCGAUUGAUGCGUGGCUGUCCCUUGUGCCAGCUUCGUUGCCCGCGUCACCCGCCACAGACAUGCAGGAUCCAUGGCACCGAUUCUGGGCGCAGGAGCAGGCGACUGCGAUGGCAUGGCUUGAUCGCGUCCGUCCUGUGCUGGCAGCGUGGCGGCAGGCGCAGCGCACGGAGCCGGCCGAUGUGGAUGCGUGGCUUUGUGAAGACCGCGUCCCUCCCACAUGGCAAUCAGGUACGGCGCCCACAUCGCUACGGGCCUGGCUCACGUACCGGCAAGCGCAGUACGCGUAUGCCAUCGCACCGCCAUCGGUCUCGGAGCCGGUGGCGUUAGCGCGCCUUGCGUCGCCGACGGCCUACCUCACAGCGACACGCCAAAUGGCGGCACGGGCGCUGUCGACAAGCUUGGAGCUGCUGCAUGCGCACUGGUGUUGGGACGAGCCAGAGAGGGCGGCGCCUUCGACGGCAUGGCCGCUCGGUGCGAUCCAGUUGGAUGGCGCUGCGUGGACGGACCAGGGCCUCGUUCUGAACGAAGGCACGACCAGCACCCUCGACCGGAGCUGGCUGGUGUGGACGCAAGCACCACUUACAGAAUCGGCUACCUCGCUACGUAUUCCGCUCUGCCUGGAUGCCAAGCGGCAAACGCCCAUACUUUCGGCCGUGGUACCCUUAGCGGAGGCCCAUGCGCCUAGCACGAAAGCGAUGGCCAUAUUGCAUGGCAUAGCAGCGUGGCCCCUCCCGCCCUAG
Messenger RNA from Malassezia pachydermatis, 4473 nucleotides. Its product is annotated as dynein heavy chain protein 1. The record is from RefSeq and is a predicted model, not a curated record. The transcript has a single exon. Gene Ontology annotation, biological process: microtubule-based movement. The coding region runs from base 1 to 4473 and encodes 1490 amino acids. Gene Ontology annotation, cellular component: dynein complex. Lineage: Eukaryota; Fungi; Basidiomycota; Malasseziomycetes; Malasseziales; Malasseziaceae. Gene Ontology annotation, molecular function: dynein light intermediate chain binding; dynein intermediate chain binding; minus-end-directed microtubule motor activity.